Molecule: messenger RNA, 2002 nt
Organism: Balaenoptera musculus (blue whale)
Lineage: Eukaryota; Metazoa; Chordata; Mammalia; Artiodactyla; Balaenopteridae
Exons: 14
Source: RefSeq, a predicted model, not a curated record
UCUUAGCCAGUGUGCUAAUGAGCCUGUCAAGCAGAAGAAAGAGACAGGGUACAGUUAUGCAGUGGCCCUACAACUGCUGGGCUUGGAUGACGGGACUGGGCCCAUUGAUAGGGAUCCUGUCCUGAUGAGGGGGACCUACUUGUCCUUUCUGUAUCUGCGCCACCUGAGGAUCAGGGAGCUGCAGCGCAUCUGCUUAGGAAUUCUGAACUGUUUUAGAUCUGUUGAGCGAACACUGACGAUCAACACUUCAGGCCUUACCUUGGUUGCAGGGAGCCUGGUCCCCACCUCAGAAGAUAGUUCCUGGGUAAAUGUGGCAAAAGGAGGCUUGGGCACCUCGCAAGGCCUAAGCGCUCACCACUAUGCCCAUGGGACAUCUGCCGAGCACAAGAGUGUCCAAUUCACGGAGUUCUUGGAAGUGGAGAACCAGGAUGACUACUACAGCAUGGAUGCUGGUUACGUCCACACCCAGGACCAGCAAGGAGGGUAUGUCAUGUAUGAUGAAGCCUUGAAUGAUCUGAAGGAACUAGAGACAGAACUGCUGCUUGUGGCCAGCCAUUACACUGAGAAAGAAAAAGGUCACAAAGAGGACAGCGAGUCAAAUAUUGACCAGGACUGGGGAUGGGCCCAUGCAGGUGUGGACAGAUGUGCUGUGCUGUAUGACAUGUGGACUUGGGAAGCAACUCUUCUAGAAAACAAACGCCAACUUCUUGGCAGUUACUCUGAAGCCUACCAGCAUGCGUUGGACCCAGAAGAGAGGUUUGCCUUAGCACAAGCCAUCACUGACGUCAUACACAGGUGCCCAAGGUUUGAUCUCAGCUACCCUUACUUCAUUAAGGCCUACCGAGAGGAAUGCACCUGCCUGAGGCUUCACCUGCAGCUGGUGAGGGGCAUCCUCACUCCCAGCCCAGAAUCUGGAUUUUCUAGGGCAGCACGUACACGAUGUUUAUUUAUAGAGUGUCAGUGAGAGUAUGUCCAGAGGCUUUGGCGUGAAAGCCAUCCAGAUGCUAGCAAUACAUUUGGACUUCCCCUUAACAUAAUUUGCAGACAACUCAUUUCCAUCAACCAAUAGCUGGUAAGUUGCCCAGCUUUGACAAACAUUUAUCUGCUGGAGUUCCACCCGUCCCUGGGCCUGGCUUUACGCAUCCCCAGAGCCCUUGAGCACCUCCUCAGGGAGGCCUGCCACACCAGCACGCCCACAUCAGCCAGUGCCCUCACCUUGCUAGAGAGACACGUGCUGCGGCUGGCCCUGGAUGUGUGGCUCACUCCGGCCAAGCCCAAGUCCUGGUACAGCGCACAGCUCCAAAAAGACCUGUUUUCAGCUAAAGUGAUGGGCGAUCCCUUCCUCGUGGGGGAGGUAGGCCUGCUUGCAUUCAAGUCUGCAGCAGACGAAGGACAGAACAAAGGCCAAGAUUCUCAUAUGCUGCUCCUACAGAUGUUUUCCAAACUUUUGGAACUCUUGACCCUCCGGCAUAGGCUGAUAGAGAUGAGUCUGGAGAGUGUACAGUUAGCACGUCUCUGUAAGGACUUGGCGUGGGAGGUGGGUUUUGAAGAGUUCCAUUUGUAUCUGAAGCCUCUUCACUUUGAAUUUGCAUCACACGAGGACAAGGUGGUCCAUCCACUUCCUGUCUUUAUAAUCUCUCUGCUGGAGGACAGUGACCACGUAGAUAGGGCUCUGGAAGCUUUCGUGUCUAUUCAACUAGAAAAGGUGGGGCUGCGGGACAUGAUGCUGAAUGCCUUCCUCCUCAGGAAACAAGCCACGGCUGACAGAAUGAAGAACCUCGAUGAAAUUGGGAAAGUCAAGAGAGACAUUAUAGUUGAAUAUUGCCAGAAAUUCAACCGCCACAUGUCUCACUAUGCUCUUCGGGAGCAGAUCAUGGCAUACUGCAACAGCCUUGAGAGCCCUGCUGGACGAUUUCCCUACCAUCAGAGAUACCUUUUUCGUGGUGGGAAAACCACAAGAAAAGAAGGGGUCGAGGGACUCCAAGGAGAGCCUCAAGACUGA